UAUACUCUCUCAUUAUAUUAUCUCAUAACAGUUUUACACUUACAUGUCAUUUUGAGUGCAGCCGGUGUGAACAAUGGCAAAGCCCUUCAAGCUUCGAAUGUCCAGGGUCAUCACGUCCCUACAAUCUUGCAAUUCCAAAGACACUUCCACUCUCCCAGAAGAUCCCGUCCCUUCAUUCCUCAAACAAUCCUCAUCACCCAACACCACCAAGCUCAUCACCGCCGUCGAUUUCCCCGUCACUAACACCCACCGCUCUUCCUCCGCCCUCAGACGCCACGUUUCAUCCGCCCUUAUAUCCGUCGGCUGCGGCUUGACCUCCCGCAAUUCCGGCGCUAGAUCACGGCCGCCGCCGGAGUUCAAGUGGCGGGAAGAGGAGAACUGGCACGUGGUUGCCAAUAUUUGCGACGAAACGAAACCGCGUCAGAAAAUCUAUAGCUCCUCCGUCUCCGGCGACGACAAAAACGAGGUUUUGGCCUUGCCUCCGCCGUCCACGGCGGAGAGAAAGAAACGCCGGGCCAGAAAAAAGAAAACAACGGCGGCGGCGGUUCGAAUCAGCACUUCAUCCGCCGACGAAAGCGGGCUGUUUAGCAACGACGAGGAAGAGACCGAAACUCUCGUCUCAAGCCUAUCCACCGAUUCAUCCUUCGAGUUCAACUCAAAAACGGAUCACAACAAUCGGAUCAUCCGGAGAAGCAAACGAAAGCCCAAGAAACGCGCCGCGAAACGCGGAACGGCACCAACGGCCAGAAGGCCGUCAGUUUCUUCAACGACGUCGUCUGAGGGCGAGGUGCCAGCGCGGCUGUCGGUGUUCAAGAAGCUCAUCCCAUGCAGCGUGGAGGGGAAAGUGAAGGAGAGCUUCGCAGUGGUGAAGAAAUCGCGGGACCCUCACGAGGACUUCAAGAGGUCGAUGAUGGAGAUGAUUUUGGAGAAGCAAAUGUUCGAGAAGGAUGAUUUGGAAGAGCUGUUGCAGUGCUUUCUGUCUUUGAAUGCGAGGCAGUACCACGGGAUUAUCGUCGGCGCUUUCUCGGAGAUUUGGGCGGAAUUAUUCUUUGCUGCUAAUAACGUUAGUUCCAGUCCUAGAAUGUCGUCGUCUGCCUUUGGACCACGUACGCCCUCAUGUUCCUAGAAUCCUAGCUAGCUUAGAAGCCAAGCCUGUAUGUAAAUUAAAGCUACAUCCAUCAUCCAUGGCGAUAUGAUCAUUUCUACGGUUCCAUCUACCAACUAGAAUUUGACUAUUCUAGGAUAUAUUCCACCUAGUUAUUAUGUUUGUUGUAAUAAUUAAGGAGUUUAAAUUAACUAUAUAUGUAGUAAUUUUUUCUUUUUCA
This is a messenger RNA of Ipomoea triloba (trilobed morning glory), 1325 nucleotides long. Its product is annotated as transcription repressor OFP7-like. The transcript has a single exon. NCBI's taxonomy places the organism in Eukaryota, Viridiplantae, Streptophyta, Magnoliopsida, Solanales, Convolvulaceae. Bases 74 to 1126 code for a protein of 350 amino acids. Gene Ontology annotation, biological process: negative regulation of DNA-templated transcription. The record is from RefSeq and is a predicted model, not a curated record.